AUGGGAGAUCAAGAACAAGGUCAGCCAACCUACAAAGCGGACAAAGCCAAUAAGAUGAGACGAUUCAGCCCAUCACGGAAAGUAUCUGUAAUAAAUAAUAGUCCCAUGUGUGGACAGAGAUCAAUUAGAAACACUUCAGGAUUUCCACAAGGCUUCAUGCUUGGUCCAACGCUCUGGAACGGUAUGUACAACGGUGUGCUGACGAUUAAGCUGUACAAAGGAGCCGAGGUCGUUGGCUUUACUGAUGAUAGAAGUUUGCAAACAAUCCCACAUCAGACCACCAAAAGUAUUGUUUAUGAUGAUGAUGAUGAUGAUGAUGAUGAUGAUGAUGAUGAUGAUGAUGAUGAUGAUGAUGAUGAUGAUGAUGAUGAUGAUGAUGAUGGUCCCACCCGUAAAAAGGAUUUAGCUUGA
This is a messenger RNA of Ochlerotatus camptorhynchus, 411 nucleotides long. RefSeq lists its product as uncharacterized. The transcript has 3 exons. The coding region runs from base 1 to 411 and encodes 136 amino acids. The record is from RefSeq and is a predicted model, not a curated record. NCBI's taxonomy places the organism in Eukaryota, Metazoa, Arthropoda, Insecta, Diptera, Culicidae.